Oncorhynchus kisutch (coho salmon) is the source of this 2641-nucleotide messenger RNA. RefSeq names its product sphingomyelin synthase 2b (gene sgms2b). NCBI's taxonomy places the organism in Eukaryota, Metazoa, Chordata, Actinopteri, Salmoniformes, Salmonidae. Gene Ontology annotation, molecular function: ceramide cholinephosphotransferase activity; sphingomyelin synthase activity. Gene Ontology annotation, biological process: ceramide biosynthetic process; sphingomyelin biosynthetic process. The coding region runs from base 373 to 1536 and encodes 387 amino acids. Gene Ontology annotation, cellular component: plasma membrane; endoplasmic reticulum membrane; Golgi membrane. The transcript is spliced from 6 exons. The record is from RefSeq and is a predicted model, not a curated record.
UGACAGGAGGGGAGCUGUGAUUUACACGCCCAAGGUAAGAGAAGACAACUCAACACAGAGGAGGAAGACAAAAAAAGGUCACAGACUUGUUUCGAACUUUCACGUUACUGAACACAGGUGUUUCCAAAGGUCUCUGACAUUGUUGAUGACCUCAGAGCUGAUUGAUUUGACCAGACUAGAGCUGAUAGGAUUAUUGAUCACAUUGAUCAGGUACCUCUAACCCACCAAACAUUAUCGGAGGUCGGAGGUCACACCUUGCUGGAAGUUUCUGGAUUAUAUAUUUGUUUUUGGAGACUGCUGAUUGGUUAAAGGACAUGUUUGGAGCCUGCUGAUUGGCUGGUUGAGCGUCUCAAAAUAGCCACCCCAGAACUGAUGCACGAAGACGAGGCGAGACCGACUGGAGGCCACUCCCACUUUGAGGUCUCUGUGACAAUGGAGUCGCAGCCGCCGCCACCACUUCCUCACAUCGUCUCCAACGGCAACCCUCGCGGCAACCCUUCGUCAUCAACGAUAACGGACCACAUCCCUAACACUAAGUCCAAGCAUAACCAGGACGACCGACAGACCAAAUCCAGCAGACUGAUCCGGUCGCUUAGCAACGGUCUCCGGAAACACAGUGACUACGUCAAGAUUUCGGUACCGGAAGGCCGAGGCAACCGGUUGCCGCGGGAAUGGUGGAAAACAGGGGUGGCGUUUGUGUACGCGUUAUUCAACCUCAUCCUGACCACCGUCAUCAUCACCGUCGUACACGAACGGGUACCGGAUAAAUCGGUCAGUCCCCCGUUACCGGAUAAGUUCUUCGACUAUGUGGACCGUGUACCGUGGGCGUUUACGGUCACCGAAGUCAACGGGAUGGUGUUGGUGGGACUCUGGUUCAUACAGUGGCUGUUCCUCAAACACAAGUCCAUCAUCGGUCGGAGGUGUUUCUUCAUGAUUGGGACGUUGUACAUGUACCGUUGUGUCACCAUGUACGUCACCACGCUACCUGUCCCUGGAAAACACUUCACCUGCGCUCCCAAGCUUUAUGGUGACUCUGAAGGGAUGGUGUGGCGUAUCCUGGGUCUGAUCAGUGGAGGAGGCCUGUCAAUCACCGGGGGUCACCUCAUGUGUGGAGACUUCCUUUACAGUGGACACACUGUAACACUCACACUGGCGUACCUGUUUAUCCAAGAGUACUCCCCCAAGAAGAUGUGGUGGUACGUGUGGUUGUGCUGGUUGCUCAGUGUUGUGGGCGUGGUCUGUAUCCUGAUUGGUCAUGAGCAUUACAGCAUUGAUGUUGUCUUCGCCUACUUUGUUACGUCACGCCUCUUCUGGUGGUAUCACACCAUGGCCAACACACAGGCUCUGCGCGGGGCUUCUAACAACUACCUGUCAAGGACCUGGUGGAACCCUGUGUUUGACUUCCUGGAGCGUAACGUCAUGGCAACCGUUCCCUGUGUGUUCUCCUGGCCCGUCUCUCUGCCCUCUGCAUGGUGUAACAUUAACCCCUGUGAGAGAUACUCUAUGGUAGAGGGAGAUGGGAACAGAGACCAGUAGAGGGCCUGUCUCUGCCCUCCUCGUGGUAACAACAACCCCAUGGUCAAUAACCCCAUGGUAGAGGGGGAUCCAUUUUCUAUCCAUCCCUCUGGUCACAGAUCACAGGCUGUAGCUUGUAAUGAAAGAAACCUUCCUGAAGGCUCGGUCAUUACUACCUCUGGUGUUCUUCAGCACGGAUGCUACAGGCUAACACACCUGCGUAGGGGAUAGGGGUGCACUGCGUAGGGGAUAGGGGUGCACUGCGUAGGGGAUAGGGGUGCACUGCGUAGGGGAUAGGGGUGCACUGCGUAGGGGAUAGGGGUGCACUGUGUAGGGGAUAGGGGUGCACUGUGUAGGGGAUAGGGGUGCACUGUGUAGGGGAUAGGGGUGCACUGUGUAGGGGAUAGGGGUGCACUGCGUAGGGGAUAGGGGUGCACUGCGUAGGGGAUAGGGGUGCACUGCGUAGGGGACAGGGGUGCACUGCGUAGGGGAUAGGGGUGCACUGCGUAGGGGACAGGGGUGCACUGCGUAGGGGACAGGGGUGCACUGCGUAGGGGACAGGGGUGCACUGCGUAGGGGACAGGGGUGCACUGCGUAGGGGACAGGGGUGCACUGCGUAGGGGACAGGGGUGCACUGCGUAGGGGACAGGGGUGCACUGCGUAGGGGAUAGGGCAUCAUUUGAGACUGAUGCGUUGUGUAUUGGGUCAGAGAUUGGAACGUCAGAAUUGGCAGUGUAUUCCCUGUGCACUCUGUAUAGGGUGCCUAUAGGGUGCCAUUUCAGACACCCCACUGUGAGCGAACCCAACGACCAAAUAUUGAUGUCAUGACGAUAACGUGUUUAAACAUUUAUGCAAAUAUUUUGUUAGCCUGAUCCCAGGUCUGUUUGUGCUUUUGCUAACUCCAUUGUUGUCAUUGUCAAGCCCACUAGCCUGAUCCCAGAUCUGGCUGUGGUCUUGCUAACUCCAAACUAAAGACGAUUUCCGUAAGGAGCAGAAACCGAUCCGGCUGUUUGUUGGUUCAGUAAAAUGAUGAAUAUAACGUCGCAUCAACUGUAAUCCAUGUUACUGAAAUAUGUUGGUUCUGUUUUCAUUCUUUUUAAUCAUAUUUAAAGUUGUCGUAACUUGA